Messenger RNA from Bombyx mori (domestic silkworm), 1931 nucleotides. It is a transcript of the gene Orc6, whose product is annotated as origin recognition complex subunit 6. The transcript has 6 exons. Gene Ontology annotation, cellular component: nuclear origin of replication recognition complex. The coding region runs from base 166 to 1041 and encodes 291 amino acids. Gene Ontology annotation, biological process: DNA replication initiation; DNA replication. Lineage: Eukaryota; Metazoa; Arthropoda; Insecta; Lepidoptera; Bombycidae. Gene Ontology annotation, molecular function: DNA binding. The record is from RefSeq and is a predicted model, not a curated record.
AUCCCAAAAAAAAAACCUGUUCAUUCAAAUAAAUUACAGUAAAUUGGUUCAACAAAAUUCAAAUCUUUUCUUUAUCAAGUAUUGUUUUGGUUAUGAUCAUAAAAUUUCUCUAAAAUAUAUAAUAUAUUCUUCAAUGUAGAAGAUAGUAAAAUAAAUGGUGCAAUAAUGGCGAAGUACAAUAAAACUUUACAUCUCAUAGCUUCCAAACUUGGUAUCAGUGACGAAGAAAAAGUUUUAAGGAAAGCAGCUGAGUUUGAACGACUCUUAGAAACAAAAUCUACGGCUGGCAGCAACAUUACUGAUACAAGUAAAGUUGUUAUAUGCUUGGACUUGGCUGCUAGUUUGUAUGGUACUGAAUUUGAUGUUAAGCAAGCAAUUAAGUAUUCUGGUCUGAGGCCAACAGUGUAUGCAAACAGCAAGAAAAUAAUAUCAAAUCGACUAGAAUUGGAUGUCGAUAGACUCAGUGUUGCAGUUCUUUGUGCUAGCUUACAAAACAGUGGUGUUCAGGCGCUAGCUGAGAAAAUACUUGAGCAGUACAAGCAGUACAGUAAAGUAGAAUUGGAUAUGAGUCUUCCUCAGUAUGUGUGUAUGGCUGUUUACCAAGCUUGCAGGAUAAGCAAAGUUAAAGUAUCAAAGAGUAAAAUAAUUGAAAAGGCUAGAUUAAAGCCAGCCCAGUGGAAUAAAUUAGAAGCUGACUGGAGUCAAUUUGCCGAUACACACUUUGCGGUCAAAAAGAGAGGCAAGAAAGAAGUUAAAAAUUCUAUUGAAAACGUCGAAGAAAAUGUACCAAUGGAAGUGGACAGUAGUAAACAAGAGGAGCCAAUUGAAACAUUUGAACCGUACGAACAGUGGAAGAAACGAAUGCUCGAUUCUGCGUAUUCAGAGUUAAAGGAGCUAGAGAAAUCACAAAGCGACAAGUUGAAGGAUAUGGUGAUGUCACCAAGAAGGUCUCCACGUAAAACACCACAAAAGUAUUCUCCGUAUAAAAGUUUGAAUACAAAAGGUAGUGUGCGGCUGCUUUUUCCCAUUGAAAGUAACUAAACGAAUGAACUGUAUAUACCAUACCCUCACAUACAUACGUAACAUAAAUAGGUACUCAAGUAGAUUUUUUAAUUAUUGACUUUGGAUUUAUUAAUUAAUUCUUCAUUUGACAUCCCUAAAACUCUGUUAAAAGAGUUUAAAAUUGCUACUAAUUGGCUUCUCCAGAUAAAAUGAUGGUUUUAACCAAAGUCAUAACAGAUAGUUUCUGUCACAAUUUUGCUGGUAAGGCCUCGGAUCUUUCUAUGUUGUUCCACUUAGUACUUUACUCAAUAAUUUAUUACACGACUUGCCAAAAAAAGAAGUAUUUUUCGAGGGUAUUAAUUUUGUAUUUAUUCCACAAUUAAUCGCAUGAAUGAGUAUAUGAAUUAUCAUUAGAAUCUUAACAUCAUCCUGAGUGACAUGGCUAUAUUUUAUUUUGGGGUGCAUCCAAGCCAAUCUUUGUAUAGCUUAAACGGGUUUUAAAUUUCAGACCCAACCCUUCAAAUUAUACUUAUUUUGACUCUAGCAAGUGGCAUGGCACUGAAUUUUAGUUGUUAGUUUAGUGAUUUAAUGAAUGACAUUGUUUGGUUGGAACUUUAGGUUUUAAGUUCAAAUUCAAGUUUGAGACUGUUUUUGAAUGUUAUUUUAAAGUUGAGUCAGAUAAAAGGGUUUCGAAUUUUUGUUUUUAAUUUAGCGAAUUUAUCCCGCCAAUUUUAGUUAAUUAUCUACAUUAAACUUUUUUUUACAUGUUGCCAUUAGUAAAAACUUAAUAUUAAAUUCUGUGUUGUUUUUGACAUAAAUACGUUAAUUUUUGUAUGGAUUCAAAUUGUAAAUUGUUCAAUUAAGCGUUGUAUGUAUUUAAUUUAUUAAUGUAAUUUUAAGAGCUUAAUAAAAUAUUUUUUAAAGAAAAA